AUGUGGGCUCUCGCGUUGCAGAUUAUUGGGGCACCCAGCGACAUUUUCAAGACGUUGGCGGCGCAGCCCCGUAAAUGCAAUUCCAAACGCAUCGAGGAGUUCCAGGCCUUCUAUGUGUCGCUCGAGGGCGACAGGGACUUGCACCGCGCGUGCAUCUGGUUCCGACUGACGGUGUGCGCCGUCAGCAUAUGCUCCAAGAAAGUCAGGGCGGACGGGCCCCCCCCGACGUUGAUGCAGCUGGGGCGCAAGAGGGUUCAGACUGAGACAACGUCGCUCCUGGUGGAGCUAGUGCCCCUCUUGCAGCACGACGCGGGGUUGGACCUUGAUGCGACGGUGGCGUCACUGCUGAGCACGCAAGCACAGAUAUACAUGAGGUUCGAUGAAUACCAACAGUUUCCAGGAAAGCUCUGGACGUUUACGGAGAAAUAUAAUUCGGGGCCUCAUGACGCAGCUUGCCAGGCGUUUCUCCACGCGCCGGCGAGCUCCUUGGACGCGGGUUAUUCGCUUCCCUUACAGCGGGGAGCCUGGGGGCGCGGGUCCUUCGCGGCCGCGCUGGCUUUCCUCCAGUCCCAGGGCGUGCAGGACGAACUCGCCCGCGUCUUCGAGGAAUCGGAUGCCACCAGCAUGGGCGUGGAGCGCAAGCAUCAUAGUGACAAGCGGUCCCAGCAGCGCGCCAAGGUAAUGUCCGUUGCCCGCGCCUCCCGGAAUUCGGUGCUACAGGCGUUUCGCACGUGGCGGACGAGGGCCAUGGGCGACCUCUACCAGAACAAAAAGUGUACUCCAAGUACACCACCAUGA
This is a messenger RNA of Prorocentrum cordatum, 798 nucleotides long. NCBI's taxonomy places the organism in Eukaryota, Dinophyceae, Prorocentrales, Prorocentraceae. The record is from the annotation of a GenBank genome assembly.